Molecule: messenger RNA, 948 nt
Organism: Arvicola amphibius (Eurasian water vole)
Lineage: Eukaryota; Metazoa; Chordata; Mammalia; Rodentia; Cricetidae
Product: olfactory receptor 1440
Exons: 1
Coding region: 1-948 (315 amino acids)
Biological process (GO): G protein-coupled receptor signaling pathway; sensory perception of smell
Cellular component (GO): membrane
Molecular function (GO): G protein-coupled receptor activity; odorant binding; olfactory receptor activity
Source: RefSeq, a predicted model, not a curated record
AUGACAGGAGGGAGGAAUAACACAGCCAUCGCCAAGUUCAUUCUGGUGGGAUUUUCAGACUUUCCCAAGCUCAAGCUGGUUCUCUUUGUUGUCUUUCUGGGAAUUUAUCUCUCCACUGUAGUAUGGAACCUGGGCCUCAUCGUCUUGAUUAGGAUUGACCCUCACCUGCACACACCUAUGUACUUCUUCCUCAGCAAUUUGUCAUUUUUAGACUUCUGGUACAUUUCCUCUACAACACCUAAAAUGCUCUCAGGAUUCUUCCAGAAGCCUAAAUCCAUCUCAUUUAUGGGGUGUGCCAUGCAGUACUUCUUCUUCUCAAGCCUGGGUCUGGCUGAGUGCUGUCUUCUGGCAGCCAUGGCUUACGACCGCUAUGCUGCCAUUUGUAAUCCUCUGCUCUACACGGUAAUCAUGUCCCCUUCCCUCUGCGUGCAGAUGGUGGUUGGAGCCUAUAUCACUGGUCUCUUUGGUUCAUUGAUACAACUGUGUGCUAUACUUCAGCUCCAUUUCUGCGGGCCAAAUGUUAUCAACCACUUCUUUUGUGACCUGCCUCAGUUGUUGGCCCUCUCCUGCUCUGAAACUUUUCCCCUGCAAGUUCUGAAGUUUGUAAUUGCAGUGAUUUUUGGGGUGGCUUCUGUCUUGGUCAUCCUGAUAUCCUAUGCUUAUAUUGUUACCACAAUUCAGAAAAUCAGCUCAGUAGCUAGCAGGGUCAAGGCUUUCAAUACCUGUGCCUCUCACCUGACAGCAGUCAGUCUCUUUUUUGGAUCAGGACUCUUUGUUUAUAUGCAACCCAGCUCUGACCAUUCUCAGGGUUAUGACAAGAUGGCAUCCAUCUUCUAUACACUGGUGAUUCCCAUGUUGAAUCCUCUGAUUUACAGUCUCAGGAACAAGGAUAUCAAAGAUGCUCUUAAGCGAUGUAAAAAGAGGUGCUUUUCCCACUGUCAUGGCUAA